This is a messenger RNA of Neurospora hispaniola, 1026 nucleotides long. RefSeq lists its product as uncharacterized. The coding region runs from base 1 to 1026 and encodes 341 amino acids. Lineage: Eukaryota; Fungi; Ascomycota; Sordariomycetes; Sordariales; Sordariaceae. The transcript is spliced from 2 exons. Gene Ontology annotation, molecular function: oxidoreductase activity. The record is from RefSeq and is a predicted model, not a curated record.
AUGUCCAACGACUUCAAACCUACCAACGUCCUCAUAAUAGGCGGUACCGGCACCAUCGGCGCCUACAUCACCUCUUCCCUCCUCUCCGCCGCCACUCCCAAACCCUACACCACUCUCUCCCUCUUCACCCGUCCCGGCUGGGACUCCGACCCCUCCUCCCAAAAGACCCAACUCAUCAAGCACUGGCAAUCCCAAGGCCUCAAUAUCGUAACCGGCGACGUCGAAUCCCUCGACCAAGCGGGUUUCACCAAGGUUUUCGAAGACGGCAAAUUUGACACCGUCAUCUCCUGCCUAGGCCGCGCCACGCUCAAAUACCAACCCAAAAUCAUCGACGCGGCUGAGCACUCACAAAGCGUGCAGUGGUUCUUGCCGUCCGAGUUUGGCACGGAUGUGGCGCAUAAUGAGAAGAGUGCCCAGGAGCCGACGCACGUGGGCAAGUUGGCGCUGAGGAAACACAUCAGGGAGAAGAUUCAGCGGUUGAAGGUCACGUAUGUGGUUACUGGGCCGUACUUUGACAUGUGGCUUUAUCCCACGCCUGGCUAUGAGCAGGCUGGCGGGUUUGUGCCGGCGGAGAAGAAGGCGUACAUCAUUGGUGAUGGUGAGGGCAAGGUUGGGUUUUGUACCAUGUGGGACGUCGGCAAAUUCGUCACCGCCACCCUCCGCCACCCCGCCCAAUCCUUCGGCAAAGCCCUCAAAGUCCAGUCCUUCAUUGUAACCCCCAAUGAAGUCCUCUCGGAAUUCCAGAAGCAGACCGGCUCCGAUUUCGAGGUCAGCAAGACCCCGCUCCCUGAGAUUGAAUCGCUCGAGGACGUCCUCUGGGACAAGAAGAGCGCCAACCCGCAGCCCAAUCCCUUGGCUACUCUCGUCACGCUGCGUAGGAUCUGGGCUCGGGGCGGCACGCUGUACGAGAAGAAUGAUAAUGAGGUAUUGGAAGUCAGCCAGGAGGAUUUGGAUACGUUGGAGGAAGGGGUGAGGAGGUAUUUGGCUGGUGGAUAUAGGGGGGAGACGUUUGGAGUAAAGGCGUGA